Messenger RNA from Dicentrarchus labrax (European seabass), 9498 nucleotides. RefSeq names its product muscleblind-like splicing regulator 3 (gene mbnl3). The record is from RefSeq and is a predicted model, not a curated record. NCBI's taxonomy places the organism in Eukaryota, Metazoa, Chordata, Actinopteri, Moronidae. Gene Ontology annotation, molecular function: metal ion binding. The coding region runs from base 1203 to 2282 and encodes 359 amino acids. The transcript is spliced from 7 exons.
UUCUUCAAAUCUGUUAUUCUGCUGUGUGUUGGGUCUGUGUUGCAGCCGAGCAAAAUUUAGUUGCAGCUAACAUUUUCAGCUGCCAACCAAGCCCCGCUUCUUCCUUUCACUCCGCGGCGGUAACACGUUUUUAUUUAUUUAUUUUUUACAUGCUUCGAUUGUAUUAUUUCUAGCCAGCGUCAACGCGCUCUUUUCUCUCCCCCCUCCUCCUUUCUUAUUUUUCUUUCACUUCCAAUCAACACUGGUUGUGCAUCAGCCCAAUAACGCGUCUUUGUGGAAAAUAACCAUCAAAUAAACAUUUUAACCGACGUUCAUUUAGGAGGAGACAUUUGAGUCUGACUCCGAUUGGACUGUGAACAGUCUACGGCAAGACAACAAGCAAGGACAUGCAGAAGAGAGGUCAGUGAGGAGGAUGACAACAGAAGAAUAGACAGCGGCGAAGGAGGGAUGAGAAAGAGACUGAAAUAAGAGGAGGAAGUGGAACUCCAAAGUGCCUACUGCGAGGGGUCGUCUGCUGCUGUCUGACACUGCUGGAUGAGAGCAGGACGGGGCUCAGUGUGUGCUUGGCCUUGUAUGGAGGCUAUAUUUUAUCCUGACAGCUACAGAGUCAUCCAUCCUACGUUGCUGAGCUGCAGUCCCAACAUACCCUGAGCUGAAUCGCCACCUCAUCAGCGCAAGGACACCAUCCCUAUAAGGUUCUGCUUUUUGUUCUUCUAUAGAAAUUUUCUUUUUCAGGCUGCUUUAACAUAACUAGCACGACAGCGACUGCCUCAGCCUUGGCCAUGUUGACGUGAAUGUAACAGUUACUCACGGUGGGCGUCAGUCGAUUCAGGUGAAGGCACAGGCGCUCGGUGACAUAUUUAAGCAUGCCAGAGUGAUGUCCUCAGAGUAGUUUCUGUUUUUUCUUUUUCUUUUUUUUUCUUCAAGACAGAGCUGGUCUCUGCUCACGGUCGACCCCCUCUAUCUCACCCUAGUGAAACUUCAGCUGCCACUUUUCCCAGGAAGAACUAAUAAACAUCCCCUAAAAUACACCAACCAAAAGGACUCGCUGACUAUUUGAGCUGAGGAAGAAAUAUUUUUUCUUCUGUUUCCUCUGUGUUUUUUCUGGGGGCUUUUUCUUGCAUCACUAUUAGUCACCCUUGAUCUUGACAGUUUUCCGUCCAUCUGUCUCGACCAUUGCUCAGUGCUUGUGAGCAACUCCGAUGGCUGUCAGCAUGACCAUGGGACGGGACACCAAAUGGCUGACCCUGGAAGUGUGUCGCGAGUUUCAGAGAGGCACCUGCUCACGGUCUGAUGCCGAGUGCAAGUUUGCCCACCCCUCCCGGAGCUGCCAUGUGGAGAAUGGCCGAGUCAUUGCCUGCUUUGACUCUCUCAAGGGGCGCUGCACACGUGAGAACUGCAAAUACCUGCACCCACCUCCGCACCUGAAAACCCAGCUGGAGAUUAACGGGAGGAACAACCUGAUCCAGCAGAAGGCUGCGGCAGCCAUGUUGGCUCAACAGAUGCAGUUUAUGCUGCCUGGAGCACAGUUGCAGCCCAUAACAACAUUCCCAAUGACGCCCUCCCUGGCAACGAGUCCCAGUAUGGCAUUCAGUCCAUAUCUGAGCCACAUGGGUCCAGGCAUGGGCUUGAUGCCUGAGCUGCUGCCCAGUACUCCCCUGCUGGUCCCUGGGAGUCCCACAGGCCUGACAGCCAUGGGCAACGGCACCUCCGCACAAAAACAUGUGCGCACAGACAAGCUCGAGGUUUGUCGAGAAUUCCAACGCGGUAACUGCACGAGGGGUGAGAGCGACUGCCGCUACGCUCACCCCCUGGAGGCUGGCAUGGUGGACUGCAGUGAGAACUCAGUCAUUGUCUGCAUGGACUACAUUAAAGGCCGCUGCAGCCGAGACAAGUGCAAGUACUUCCAUCCCCCGGCUCACCUGCAGGCCAGGAUCAAGGCCGCACAGCACCAAGCCAGUCAAAACACAGCGUCCGCAGCCUUGGCUCUGCCUCCAGGUGCCAUGCAGCAGUUACCAAAGAGGCAGAUCUUAGAGAAGAGCAACGGAGCUGCUGCCACUGUCUUCAACCCCAGCAUGUUCCACUACCAGCAAGCCCUGGCUAACAUGCAGCUCCAGCAACCAGCCUUCAUCCCUACUGUAGACCCCUCUGAGCUUCUGACUCCUGAUCCAGUGGAGCUUCAGUGCGUUCCCAUGGAAACCCAUUUCUGUCCAGUCCCCAAACUGCUGGUGGCGGCUCCAGUGGCGCUAAACUCAGUAAGCCUUUCCCGAAACCCCAGUUAAAGUCCCUGAAGCCUGCGCACUACAAGGGCGGUCAACUUUCUGAAUGCAGCAAACAUGUGCCUCACCUACAGUGCACACUGACUGAGUGGCAAUGUGAAACUUCUUAAUAAGAUAGAAUGAAAGUAGGAAAGCUGCGAUGGUUCACGCAAUACAAGCCUGGACGUAUUACUGUUGCUUUAAAGCAGCCAUCCUGAUGCAUACUGACUUGAUCAGGCUGAGCAAUAGAGCUCCCUCAUUCUUACAGCCAUACAUGCCAACACCUUAAAAGUGCACACACACACACACACAACCACACACACGCAUACACACACAUUUAAGACUACAUGCCCUUUAUGGGUUGGAGCCAUCACAUGAGGCGAUCCAACACAUUUGACUGUUCCAAAGUCAGAAACUCUGAAAAGCAAAUUCUGGAAAUUCAGACCCGCUGCUGGUCUACAAGCAGUACAUGUUGUCAAAAUGAAAGAGUGUUUCAUAUCUUGUCAUGUUUACGUUUCAAGAUGGCUAAAAAUGUAACAUUUGUGUUGUUCUACGUCUACCAUUCAGUUUGUUCUCAUGGUCUCAUCUUGCCUGAUGAAACGUCAAUGAGUUGUUGUUAAUUUGUUUGUGCCUUUGAUUUAUCUGCUCAGCUGCAGAGGAGACUACGUUUCCCAAAAGAAUUCAAAACACUUAAUAGCAUACGUUGAAAGAUUUUCUUGUUUGCGAUCAAAGGCAAUAUCUGUUGUUACAAAAAUACUGUGUAUUAGCCUAUUAUUGUAAAAAAAAAAAAAAUCUAGUAAUUACAGUGAUUGCAACUUUAAAUUUAUAUUGUUUCGUAAAUGUUCAGUAUGAUUGAAUCAGUUUUUGUCCCCGGUUUCAUAGUCAGUUUCUGAUACUGACUGGAUAAUUUUCAUGUAAUGCAACAACCUUAAAAGAUACAAAUCUACAGAGUGACAUACAAUUAGGAUACAGUCACUUCUACACUAAAGGGGCUGAGCUGAUAGAUUUUUAAGAAUGUGGCUCUCAAUUUCUUGAUUUAAGAAACAAACUGCCUUAAAGCAGGUGAGGUCAUUGUUCUCUAUGUGAAGGCCUGUCUCUGUAAAACUCUACCAGUCAUAAACCAGACAGCUGAAAUUAUUAAAACUGUUGAAUCUGAGUGAUGAGGUAUCUUUAGCCAUGAUGUCUGAUCAGUGAUUGUUUCGUGGUUGUGAAGGGUGAUUGUCUAAUGAUUGAAAAGGAAGAUUUUUGUUUGUCCUGUUUCCUCCAUGAUUUGAUAUCCAAACAUGGUGUAAAAGAAUGACAAUCUACAGGCGGACUCAUGUUGAUUUCUUAUUACAACCCUGCCACAAAACAAUAUGUCUGAGGGUCAGAUCUAAGAUUACAGACUUUUAUAAUUGGCAUCUCUCAAACUUUUACACCUGAUGUCAGAGUUACUGCACAAGCUGGAAGCAGGAUUUGUUUUCUGAUGUUGUGCCUAAAGUCUGUGUGCCAAGUGGUGGUAUAUGCAAGGAGAUGCCCCAUUUAAUGCAAUACAUGAAUAAUUCCUCCAAAUAAGUAUCUCCCUCUCAAACGCAGAGAUGUAUUUUAGAAAGGCAGUUUCUUUCUGUAAUUGUCUCCUUUAAUAAUCCAAAAGCCGAUUGAAUAAGUGGCACAAGAUUUUUAUGUUUUAUGGCUCUUCAGGGAGAAAGCUUAGAACUUGAAAAUGUCCUGUCUGACUUUAUAAUGUGUCGUUUUUUCUACUGAUGUGCCCUUUUUGUCAAAAGCCAGAGUCUGAAUAUGGCAGCCACAGUUGUUAUAACCAGAACUGAGUUAUGGUAAAGCCAGGAGAUGGGGGAAUAAAUCACUCGUUUGAUGUCUGAUGGAAAAAAAAAAAAUUAUAAACCAGUUGGAUGUCCAAAUGUCUGUAAGGAACCUCUCUGUAGGCGUAUAAAAUUGAACAUAACAGCUUUGGAAACUGGACUGAAAUCACUUUUAUCCAAAUUCAAAUGUGCCUCUUUCAAGUCUCCUCAAACCACCACUGUCAAUACACUGUAAGAACAGACCAGUGCUCAAAGAUAGAUGUGUUAUUUGGUACAUUAUUAUAAUAGUAAAUCACAUCUGUAGUUUCUUCUCUGAGACAGCUGUGCUGUCUGAUCGUUUAUGUAAAGAAAUAAAUCAGUGAGUUGUGUGCAUACAUAAGUGUGUUGAAAGAGAAAAUGAAUCACACAUUUGGUUAGUUGUAAAUGCUGCAGAUAUUAUGGCAUCUCCCACUGAGCAUUAUUCAUUUUAAAUAAUGUUAUUGUGUCGUGAAUGUAUCUAAUGCAAAAACUCAACACAUGCCCCUCUAAAAGACUGGCAUGUUGAAAUGUAAUGAUUCACUAUAUAUAGACUAUUUCUGAGGUCACAUAGGUACCAUGCUGAUGCUGUGUUAAGACAUAUUAAAGUAUGUGUAUUGUUAUAUAGAUUUAUAUUUAAUGUCAAUGGGUGGUGUGACUACUUUUAGAAAUGUCUUUCACUCUCAGAAAGGGUAGAGCAGAAUUGUGCUUCUUGAAGUACAAAUGUACACCAUACAAGUACAUUACAGUACCAUCUCUUGUUAGUCAGUUUUUGUCCCCCUUCUUUUAAAAGUACCCAAAGUGCUCAAAAUGCAAACAAUGGUAAAUAUAAACAUUCGGAAAUAUUGAGAAAAUCUGCAUGUUUUGCUUUUUUUUUUGGCAUUCUUUCCUUUUUCACAUGACGUGGAUCGGCCAGUUCUCUCCUGUACUGCAGUCCUUGUUUCUGUUAAAGAAAAACUUUGGUAUCUUUCCGCCUGAACCCUAUUUUCCCAUGUUUUUGUGUCUAAGUGACUAACGGAGACAACACUUUUUGAAAUUGGUCUAGUAUGGAGUGAGGGGACUGCAGCCACAAAACUGGCUACAACGUAAUCCUUAUGGGCAAUUGAGCACCCUCAAAGUACGUCCACUAAAAGUGCUUGUUUUUGCCACUUACAGUCUCAGAUAUUAUUAUAGGUGUCUGACAAUAAUAUAGAAAGGACCCUAUAGAAAUAGACCUUUUGGUGAAAGAGUCAGAUCCUUUUUGUUUUACCAGAAACAGCAGUUAUAUCACUCUGUUCAAAGUGACCAGACCACAUUGUCUUUCCAUUGUUCAAACAGUGAAAACAAGUCUGGUUUGGUUGAAUACAUUCUUAAUUAACUAUAGAGUUAUAUGUCAAAAUAUAACUCCACGUAGGAGGGAGAUCAGGAGAGGAAUAUUUUAACAUCUAAUUGUUUAAUAAUAACAAUCGGAGCCUAUCAGUGGCAAAUACAAGCACGUUUAGUGGUUGUACAUUAAUGGUGCCCAAUUUCCCAUAAGGAUAACGUUGCAGCCGCCUCACUCCAUACUGGACCAAUUCCAAAAAUUGUUGUCCCUAUUAGUCACUUGGACACAGAAACAAAGGGAAAAUAGGGUCUACGUUUAAAAAUAUCAAACUAAUCUAUCUUUAACUCCAAUGUCUUGGUCUGGGGAGGCUGUAUACAGACGUAACAGUGUAGACAGGCCAUCCAGUAGGAGAUGCUAGUGCUGCAACAUGGAUGUAAUCGGCUUCCAACCAUUAACACUGCAAACUGUGUUCAAUAGAGGCAAGUUGGAAGCAGCACCUCCUGGGAUUUACCCUGAGAUUGGAUGGAUUAAUGUGUUUUUACCUGUUACAAUCUGGGUGCCCCAAUCAAUGUGCUACCCUAACUGUAGCAAUUGUACCUUAAGUUCACGUUGAAUUGGUAUAAAUGUGUCCCUUAAAGGAACAGUAUGCUUAUUCACUUUCUUUCCCAGUUAGAAGAGAGAUUGAUACUGCUCUUAUGUUUUUGUGGUGUGUGAGUGUGUGAUUUGAAGCUCGAACCAGCAACCAAUUAGCUUAGCACAAAGACUGAAAACAGGGAAACAGCUACCCUGGAAUUGUCUAAAACACUAAUCAACACUUCCUAAGCUCACUAGUUAAUAGACAUUGUAUCUUGUUUGUUUAAUCAGAACACAGAAAAAGUAAAAAUGACAGUUUGUAGCUUCAGCGUGAGUUCCGUAUUGGAACUGUGAGCAGUUACAUUCUGGAAUCUUCGUGGUGAGGUUGCCAGGCAACCUUCAGUAGAGAUUCUGGGUGUUUAUCAGCCUAAUUUAUUAAUUUAUCGGCCAAUAAUAAGUAAUUUUUAUAAACACAUAACAUUAACCAAAGAAUCUUAUAUACAUAUAUAGAUACGGAUCUCUUACAUCAGUUUGUUUCCAGUCUUUAUGUUAAGCUAAGAUAACUGUCUCCUGGCUCAAGCGUCAUAUUUACCGUACAGACAUGAGAGUGAUCAGUCUUCUAUCUAACCCUCAAAAUAAUUGUUUCCAAAAAUGUUGAAGUAUAUAAAUUUUUACACUACAUGGUGGAUUAAAUAGUACAUAACCCAUUAUAUGCCAUUUAUAAUACAUCUGUAAAGAAAUUUACUUUUUGGUAUAGACACGUACUUCUCCUUUACCUUUUGAGUGUGUUGAGCAGCUACAUUUUCUUUGAAGAAUUUGAACAGAAAUGUUCCUCUCCUACUCGAUGAAAUUGAUGAUUAGAAUGUCCAGACAAAUGAGUUUGUCUAAAUCUUACAGCUUUGAAAGACUAGCUUUGUCCAGCCAAGAAAAAAACCCCUCUCUCUAGCCUUCGUCUCCUCCCCCCUUUACAUCAUUAUGCCUUCACUAACUGUUGUCCAGCUGGGAAAAAAAACAGAAUACUUGAUUAAUAAAUUGUGCCUCUUGAGGGCAUUUGAAUUUUUAAGUACAUUUCAAUGUACACCGUGUAUUGAUGCACAAGAGCAUGUUAGUUAGGGGAUUUGUGGUGUGGUGCGAGAAAAAUUAGGUCUUACCUCUUUCCCUUUCUCGUUCUCUUGCACUUGAUUUCCUUUAGGCCUCAUUGUAUUUUUCCCAUACAGUCAGGAAUCAUUUUCUCUGGAAUAUGCAAAAUGCUCUGAUCAUUGUGAGCAGUGACCAGAUCCUUUAGCAUGUGGACAGUUAAUUCAGUCCUGAGCAUACUUCUGUUGUCCGGGGCGCAAACAAAGGGCCUUAUUUCUCGAUCACUGUAUAAAGAUGUGAUAGCUGUGUAUGAAAGUGACAUGUAUUAAUGGUAAGUUAAGCUUUUUUUUUUUUAAUCUGACAUUAAAAAAAAAAACACAGCAUGAAAAUAAAAAAACUCAUUUAUACAUAGUUAAUAGUUUGUGUAGACCAACAAGAAAAAAUAUAUAUGAAAAUCAUUUGUAUACAAUGAUGGAGUCAUUGUUAAUGGUAAUAGUUGCUGUUGCUGUGGCAACAAAAUGACAACAUGGCUACCUUUCUAUUAUCCUAAUUGUGAAUUUUUUCACAUUCAUUGAAAUAACAUACAACACUAACUUAUUCAAAAAGGGAAUGUCUUAGUUUGUCUUGUUAUUGCGACGUGAUUAAAUAUUUUGUAUGGAAAACAUAAAACCUUGUAAUAUCCAAAGGUCCUUAGGGGAGAUCAGGUGUUUAUUUUGUUUUGUUUAUUUGACCUUAAUUGUUUGUUUUUUGUUCUUGUACAUGGUGUUUUUGAGAAAUAAGAAUGGACUUUGGCUUUUAAAAGCUAACACCUAUCUGUCAGGGAGGUAAAGAGGCUUUUGGACUAAUUGAAAGAUCUUCAUCUUUUUCUGUAAAAUCAAACUAGUCAGUAAUCCUCACUGCUCACCUCUUGCAGACUGGACGGCCCUCGCUCAGUUUCCUCUGUACGUAGAGGUGAGCUUUCAUUAGUGAGUUCUGUUUCAGUUUUGGCCAAGAAGGUGGUCCAGAGGCCUCUUCCUGCCCAGCUGUGCUGGGUGAUGUCGAUCCUUGCUGAGGUGUAUACGAAUGUGUGAUGUUCACCUUGUUUGCACUUAUGUACAUAACUAUGUCAAAAUACUCAAAAUUUAUUUUGAAUAAAUAUAGAUAAAAGAGUUGAUUAAAAAAUCAAAUCAAUGUAUUGUUAAUGAUAUAAGUAUGUCUAUAAUUUUAUUACUGUAUAAAAAGAUUGCUUUGAGGGAUCUGUCUUUUGUUUGUUUGCUAGAGCCCUGUUCUUUGCCAAGCAUGACAUUGCCUAGCUGUAAACCAUAAAUGGUUUGCUUUAAAAAAGCUUUUUUCUGUUUAUUUAGUGGGACAUUUUCGGUUCAGUGAUAUGAUAUCAAACAAGAGAGGUGGAUUAGAAGAAAUAGUCAGUCUGGAACAAAUGUAAUAAGCCAGUACUAACCUGUAAUGUUCAUCAUGAAUACACAAGUGCAGGUGCAGUCUUCUCUCCAGUAAUGCACCAAAAUAAAGCACAGAGUAGCUCCACCUGCAGGCUGAAAGGCAAAAGGAGGAGCAGAUAUACAAAUCAGACUAUAGAAGGACAUGGACGUGAGAUGUGUUCACAGGGUUUUAAAUUCACCUUCAUUUUGUCAUUUUGUAAAAUGAGUUAUUCUUUGCCUCUCUGUUGUCAUUAUCCAAAACAACAAUAAAUCUGAAUUCUCCUCAGGAUUUUAGUCCAAAUUGCAAACAACCUGGUUUUCCGAUGUUAUUCUUGCAGCAGCAGCAACAUCCGUACGCAACGCUGUUCCUUCAGAUUUGGACAUGUGAUGCUCUUCAAUUGCUAUUAAAGCCAGCGAUUUUGUUGCCAUGGCACUUGUCCUAGUGGUGGAUUGACUGAGUCAUUCUGGUGAAUCGGUUCACAGCCCUCUGACUCCACAUGUGGUGAAAAGUACAUGUGGGGUGGACUUAACAUACUGCGGGUUUCCAGUCACCAACAAGUGAAUAAGAUUGUGAUUUUGUUUUGAAAUUGAUUCAUUGUUACCAUUAUUUUUAAAACAUUUCUGUUGUAAUUGUGCCUUUAUCAUGCAAGGUGUAGUUUUCCUGUUUAUGUUCUACAUUUAGAUUGACAUAAAAUAGCACAUGUAUUGAGUGUGUGUAAAACUUAUCCCUUUAUUUAAAAUCCUUCAUUGGUGACUCAUUAUUAAAUUGGGUACAAUGACUGACUGAAUGAUAACCUGUGGAAGAUGAUGAGGGCCAAAGACUGUUCAGGACUAAGCCAUAUGAAAAACUCUCUCUGACACUCUAGGACAGACUUGAAAGUGACUGCUGUUUCUUAGUCAUCUAUCGUUUCACUCUGUUUUCUGCUUGUGGUGCUUGUAUGUGCUGCUGUGCUACAUGCCAAUUUAUUUUGCCGUGUAUAGCUAUUAAAAGUAAGUUACUGUGCCUAUGAUGAGUUCUGCGAUUUCUGUUUGACCUUUAAUAAAACUCAUAAUUGUGA